UAAGUAAAGAGCGAAAAACCAUGGAGAACUCACUUUGUCUCAAUCUUAGUCGUGUCAAAAAAACUAAUCUAAUCAUAAACAGGCUGCAUAUUUUCACUCAUGGCUUUGCACUUUUGGCCCUGAUUUAUUAUAGAUCAAAUUUUCUUUUCCAAAUGAUCAAAAUCAGGGAUAAAAACACACCAUUUUUGCCCCAUGCUUUAGUGUUUUUUUCUGAGCUUAUACUCUCUUUUCUUUGGCUAUUGAGCCAGGCUUCACAAAGGAAACCGAUUUCCCGAAAAGUUUUUCCAGAAAGAUUGCCUGGAAAUGAUAAACUUCCAUCCAUUGAUGUGUUUAUUUGUACUACAAAUCCCAUAAAAGAGCCUAGUGUAGAUGUUAUGAAUACUCUUAUAUCAGCAAUGGCCCUGGACUAUCCUGCGGAUAAACUUCAUGUGUAUCUCUCGGCUGAUGGGGGCUCUUCUGUGACUUUCCAGGUAGUUAAAGAAGCCUGGAAAUUAUUGAAAUGGUGGAUUCCAUUUUGCAGGAAAUACGAGGUGAAGACGAGGUGUCCCAUGGCUUAUUUUUUAGCAGAUGAAAGUGAGGACGGAAAUGAAAAGUUUAGCAGCACUGAAUUCAUUGCUGAGAAGAAGAAGAUUGAGGAAAAGUAUGAAGAGUUCAAGUGUAGAAUACUGAGGGUCAUAGAAAAUACGAGCAGUUUUACUAGCAGAGAUCAUGAUCCUUUAAUUCAGGUGAUUAACGAUGGAAUUUGUGGAGUGGAUUCAGAUGAAACAGAGAUACCUCUCCUUGUUUACGUCUCUCGUGAGAAAAGGCCUUUUCAUCCGCAUCAUUUUAAAGCUGGAGCGCUCAAUGUCCUUCUUCGCGUAUCCGGUUUGAUCAGCAAUUCUCCGUACAUACUAGUGUUGGACUGUGAUAUGUACUGCAACGAUCCGACAUCAGCCCGCCAAGCAAUGUGUUUCUUUCUUGAUUCCAAAAUAUCCCCGAAACUUGGUUUUGUUCAGUUCCCACAGAAAUUUCACAAUAUCAGCGAGAAUGACAUCUACGACAGUCAGUUGAGAUUUGUUUGGCCGAAAUUGGAAGGCAUGGAUGGGCUUACGGGGUCUUUGUUAGCAGGUACCGGUUUUUACAUAAAGAGGGAAGCGCUCUAUCAAACUUCCAACGUCCAAGAGGAUAUAGAUCUUGUGCAGCUACAAAAGGUAUUUGGUCCCUCCAAUGAUUUCAUCAAAUCACUUCAACAAAAUUACAAACCAAAUUCAUUUAAGGAUGAAGUGUUUUCUGGAGUAUCGCUGAAAGAAAUCAGAUUUCUAGCCUCUUGCGGUUACGACAAUAACACAAAAUGGGGCAAAGAGGUGGGAUUCAGAUAUUUUUCUGUGCUGGAAGACUACUUUACUGGCUUCAAUUUACAUUGCAAUGGUUGGAUUUCAGUUUAUUUGAAUACAGCAAGGCCAUGUUUCUUGGGUUCAGCUACCACAAAUCUCAACGAGAUUUUAGUUCAAUACACACGAUGGGUAGCUGGAUUGGUGGAAGUUGCUAUCUCGAGGUUUUCUCCUCUUAUAUACGGGCCACUGAGAAUGUCGACUCUUCAAAGCAUGUGUUACGCAGAAUUUGCCUAUGAUAUCUUAAUCUUCUUGCCUAUUUACUGUCUAGCCAUUGUUCCUCAACUCUGUCUGCUUCAUGGCAUUCAUCUCUAUCCCAAGGUGUCGAACCCAUUUUGCACCGUGUUUUCAUUCCUAUUCCUCUCAUCUCAACUCAAACACAUACAAGAGAUCUUCUCGACUGGACAUUCAAUACGAACAUGGGCCAUAGAACAGAGAAUUUGGAUGCUAAGGUCACUUACCUGUUACAUGUAUGGAACUUUAAAUGGCAUUUUGGAGAUGACUGGUUUAAGAGAAGCCAGUUUUUCGCCGACAGAUAAGGCAGUAAACGACGAACAAUAUAAACGUUAUCAAAUGGGAAUCUACGAUUCUCAGGCAUCAGUUCUGUUAUUAACUCCAUUGUGCACCUUAUACAUUCUAAAUUUAGUAGCCUUCAUAAUUGGUGUCGUGAAGAUUUUUCAUAUUGAGCAAGCGAGCGAGAUUUUUAUACAACUUUUCAUCCCAUUAUUCGGCAUAUUGAUCAAUUAUCCAUUGUUUGAAGGGAUGUUCUUGAGGAAGGAUGACGGGAGAGUUGCACCAUCUAUUACACUUCUCUCUGCCGCCCUUUGUAUUAUUAUUUUGUCUUUUGGAUCCCUUGUUCUUAUUUAUUAAGUGAAAAUGCAUGUAUUGUUUUAGAAUUAUUAGGCUUUUCAUUCAAGACAUUGAAAUUUGUACUAUAAUGCACAAUCCGUUAAGAGUGUUCCAAAGUGAAAAUGCAAGUAAUUCUUUAUUUUUUGGA
Molecule: messenger RNA, 2367 nt
Organism: Olea europaea var. sylvestris
Lineage: Eukaryota; Viridiplantae; Streptophyta; Magnoliopsida; Lamiales; Oleaceae
Product: cellulose synthase-like protein G2
Exons: 8
Coding region: 21-2240 (739 amino acids)
Biological process (GO): cellulose biosynthetic process; plant-type primary cell wall biogenesis
Cellular component (GO): trans-Golgi network; plasma membrane
Molecular function (GO): cellulose synthase (UDP-forming) activity; mannan synthase activity
Source: RefSeq, a predicted model, not a curated record